Rhododendron vialii is the source of this 1590-nucleotide messenger RNA. RefSeq lists its product as uncharacterized. Gene Ontology annotation, molecular function: nucleic acid binding. The transcript is spliced from 4 exons. Gene Ontology annotation, biological process: DNA integration. The coding region runs from base 1 to 1590 and encodes 529 amino acids. Lineage: Eukaryota; Viridiplantae; Streptophyta; Magnoliopsida; Ericales; Ericaceae. The record is from RefSeq and is a predicted model, not a curated record.
AUGGUAGCGGCUCUGAACCGGUUUAUCAGCAAAUCCUCAGACAAAUGCUACGCAUUCUUCCAUGCCUUGAAAGGCAAGAGUCGACGCAAUUUUGAAUGGACCAUGGAUUGCGACUCCGCCUUGACCGAACUCAAAGAAUACUUAAGCUCGGUCCCUAUACUCUUGAAACCAAAGGAGUACGAGACCUUGUAUCUAUACCUUGCCGUCUCCGCCCACGCAGUCAGUUCAGCAUUGGUACGGCGAGUUGGCACAGACGACUUGCCCAUCUACUUCACAAGCAAAACACUCCUCCUAGUGCAAACACGAUAUCUACCACUUGAGAAAUUGGCACUCGCUCUCGUCUCGGCAGCCAGGAAACUCUUCCCCUACUUCCAAUCCUACACCAUAACUAUCUUAACAGAGCACCCUCUAAAAAGCCUCUUCCGCAAGGCUGAUCUCUCCAACCGGGUCUCCAAAUGGGCAGUCGAAUUAGCAAACUUCGACAUCUGUUUCGAGCCACGAACGGCGAUAAAAGGUCAAAUUCUUGCCGACUUCAUCGUAGAAUUAACACUGGAAGAUACGAAAACUCUCAACACCCCUGCUCCUCAACCUAUCACAAAAUUAACAAAAGUACUAAUGCCUUGGAAACUCUUUCAAGGCGACAGCUGCUCUCUAAGUAUCGACUUCCCCGCCAUCAAUAAUGAAGCUGAAUACGAAGCCCUCCUUGCUGGCUUACUCUCCGCAGUUGCGAUGAAAAUCAACCACGAAGACAACGCGCAUGCAGACGCACUCGCUGGCCUUGCCUUAGCUUCUACGGCCUCCAAAUUCAGGACUAUUAACUUCGGAAGUAUCGACCACCCAAGCUUUGACACCACUCCAAAGGUCCUCAACGUCGAACUCGCUCCAAGCUGGAUGGACAAGAUCAUUGCAUUUCUCAAGCAUGACACUUUACCAGUAGACAAAAUGGAAGCUUACUGCAUCAAGAACAAAGUUGCUUACUACUGGUUCUCCGAAAGUGGCCAACUCUACAGGAAAUCUUUCUCGGGCCCUUAUCUCCUCGUUGUCCACCCAACCCAGCUACCAACGGCCCCUGGAGGCUUCAAAUUUCUGAUCACGGCAACGGAUUACUUCUCAAAAUGGGUAGAAGCUGAACCUCUGCCAACAAUCACCGAAGCCGACGUAAGAAGAUUCGUCUGGAGAAACAUCGUCACUAGAUUCGGUGUUCCCUACGCCAUUGUCUCAGACAACAGAAGCCAAUUCGUCAGCAAAGACUUAACCAGUCUCUGUGUCGAAUUUAGCAUACGCUUCUUUAACUCUACUUCAGCUUACCCCCAAGGAAAUGGCCAAGCUGAGGCCACAAACAAGACCGUCUGUGCCGGGAUCAAGCGUCGGCUACACUCCAAGAGAGGAAAAUGGGUUGAGGAACUGCCACAUGUUCUUUGGGCCUACCACUCUACCCCGAGGCGCUCAACAGGCCAAACGCCCUUCUCAAUGGCGUUCGGCAUGGAGGCCGUAAUCCCACUAAAGUCCAGGUUCCCCAUUCUGAGAAUAGAGAACUUCGAUCCAAAGACUAAUGACGAAGCCGUGGAACAGGAACUGAUCUUGGCAUAA